Molecule: messenger RNA, 866 nt
Organism: Vespa velutina
Lineage: Eukaryota; Metazoa; Arthropoda; Insecta; Hymenoptera; Vespidae
Product: fatty acid synthase-like
Exons: 4
Coding region: 42-764 (240 amino acids)
Biological process (GO): fatty acid biosynthetic process
Molecular function (GO): fatty acid synthase activity; 3-oxoacyl-[acyl-carrier-protein] synthase activity
Source: RefSeq, a predicted model, not a curated record
AUUUCUAUUUCAGACAAACGAAUGUAAAAUAUCAUAACAUCAUGAAUGAGUUUAAGCAGCUAAAGAAAUCGUACAAAUUUUUCAAAUAUGCCGAUCCAGAACCAGGUGAAGAAGUUGUUAUUUCCGGAAUCGCUGGUAGAUUUCCAAAAUCCAACAAUUUGUACGAAUUGAAAGAUAAUAUUUUUAAUCGCAAAGAUUGCAUCACAGAUAACGAAAUAGAAACAGAGCAUUCAGAAAUUCCACGACGAAUGGGGAAAAUUAACAAUAUAGAGAAAUUCGAUGCAUUAUUUUUUGACAUCGAUUUUAAAGGAGCACAUACUAUGGAUCCUAUGGGAAGAAUAUUGUUCGAACAUACUUAUGAAGCCAUUGUAGAUGCUGGAAUUCAUCCAAAAGAUCUCCGUGGAACGAGGACAGGUGUAUUCCUGGGUUCAUGCUUCUCCGAUGUCGAGAAAACUUGGUUCUACGACAAACUCCAGAUAAAUGGCUUUGGUAUCAUGAGCUGUAGUAAAGCUUUUAUGGCCAACAGAAUUUCGCAUUGGUUGGGUGUCACUGGACCAACAUAUAACAUCGAUACCGCGUGCAGUUCAAGCCUUUUUGCGAUGGAACACGCAUAUAGGGCUAUACAUAACGGACAAUGCGAUUACGCGAUCGUCGCUGGAUCAAAUCUUUGCCUUCAUCCAUACGUAACAUUGCAAUUUAAACGUUUAGGAAUAUUGUCUGAGGAUGGUCGUUGCAAGUGUUUCGACGAAAAUGCAGAUGGUUAAGUGCGCAGCGAAGCCGUAGUUGUUGCAUUUCUGCAAAAAAAAAAAAUGCUAAAAGAAUCUAUGCAACAGUUAUCCAUGCGAAAACAAAUUGCGAUGGAUCUA